AUGAUGGGCAAGCAUACUGACAAUGGUCAGGUCAAAUGCACUGGGGGUCCUGAACCAUGUGAGAACUGUCGUCGACUAAGACUUGACUGUACAUUCAACUACUCGGAAAUCUACCUGUCACCAGAAGUCCCGAAUCCACAAGGACUUUCAGCCCCGACAGACGCGCUGACGGAAGCCGGGACCAAACGUCGGCGCAUCGCGGCCGCAUGUACGGAGUGCCGUGUUCAAAAGGCGAAGUGCUCCGGUCAUCGCCCGCAAUGCUUCCAUUGCAAUCGGAGGAACCUAUCAUGUGUAUAUCCAUCAUCGGCAUCAAGGCGUAAGAGCAGACAUGUCAGCGGACAACAGCAACAGUCUGCUUCUCCAGAAUCAAGCAGCACUCUCAGCCAGAGCGCCUCCUAUGAGGCAGAGUCUACACUGAACCAACGGUACGGCGUCGGCAGGGUAUCUCUGAAUACUGCCCUAGAUCACGCUCUCCUCAGUACAGACGUGAUCCGUCAGCAUCUCGAGGCGUACUUUGACCACGUCUAUCCAAUAGGCCAUGAUUUCUUUCACCGGCCAUCCGUAAUGGAAGAAUUUUAUGCCGGAAAGCUACCGCCCAUCCUUUGCACAUCGAUAUGCGCGACUGCAGCAAUGUUCGUCUCCCGCUCGCGCGAGUCGCGAGUCCUAUCCGUCCAGUGGGCUAAAGAAGUAGACGCCUACAUUUUCGGCAACCUCAAUGUCUUCAAGGUGCUCAACAUCCAGCUUCUAAUCCUCUCCAUGUUUCAAAACUUCGCCUACAGGCAGUUCGGCAAGAUGUGGCUGCUCAUCAGCAUGGCCGCGAGGUUAGCAGUCUCAUUCCAACUCAACGACGAGAGACCAGCCGCUGAGAAUGAUACCACCGCCGCGCUCAUCAAGCGUGAGUGUGAGCGGCGACUGGUGUGGCAUGUGUGGAGUAUGGAUAAGAUGCUCUCGGCGGGUCUGGAUGAGUUCACCUCGUUGCCAGAUCGGUGGAUGAGGACUUCGUUACCGAACUCGGAGCAUGCUUUCUGUCAUGGGCUGAUGAAGCCAACGGGCAGGCUAAGUGACGGUGUGGAGGCACUCGCAUCUCAUGAAGCUGGGCCUAAUGCCUACUUGAUCAUGCUAUUGCCGCUUCGCUGUGAGAUACUGCGGUUAACAAAGAGAAUCGUCAUAGAUAGUCACUCAGACCACUCUCCAGCAGCGGUCUCCAAAGCAGUCACAACCAUGAAAGACCUACGUGACCGUUUACGAUUCUUCCUCAAAAAUACACCAAAACACCUACAACUGAGUGAGCUCAACAUGUUCUCCCAUUCAACCACAUCAGAGUUCUCAUCUUACCUCACUCUCAACUCGUGGUACCUCCAGUGCGCCUGCGACCUCUUCCGCGUCGCACUCCCAGCCGCGUACAGAGAGAGCGCAUCGCCGAAAUUCCUCGCGAGCGCCCCGCCAGACUUUGUAUCGGAGUGGCGCGCACUUGCGGUAUCCCACGCUCUACGUCAAGCGAGACUGUGGGAGCAUCUCCAGAACCUUCGAGCCAAGGGUGCCCUGCAGUCAAAGCAGACGCGUAUCCCCCUCCGUCUGGGGUACGGUAGCAUGGUCCACCAGUGUACCAAAACUCUCCUCACGGCGCGACGGUGCAAGCUGUAUGAUGGCCUUAUCGACCCGAUCACCGGCGAGACGGCGGAGCUCAAUGACGAGGCAGUGGAGGCUCUGUGCCAGAGCAACAUCACCUUGCUGGACGACAUGGCCAAGAUCGUGCCCAUCAUCGCGGUACUACAGCAAGACGUCGAAAAGAUGGUCGAAGCCGAUAAAAACAGAAGACAAAACGACGCAGAGGCACAGGAGCUCGCGCCAGUCAGCAGCGAAGUCCAGCGGAACAACUUGCUGAGCAGAUAUCAUCCGUUAUCUCAGAGCUUCGACAGCAACGCCAAGACUGCGGACGAAGUCGCGCUACAGCACUCCGACCCUCCUCAAACGCCUUCGAUCCUCCAGACUUCAGAAACGACGGACAUGCCAAUGACGGACUCUGUCGACAUCUACCCGGCCUCUCUAGCCAGUGCGGCUGGUCUCAAUGACAUUGGCUCCAAUCUGGAUGGGCCGCUUACAUGGUCCGGUUUUGCAGAAAACCAGCUGGCACCAGAUUACUUUGUAGCCCCUUCGCAGUUCGACAUGAGUGGUGAGCUGAGUUGGUUUUUGUCGGGAUACAUGGAUCCGGAUCCCGCCAACGUCUGA
Molecule: messenger RNA, 2229 nt
Organism: Colletotrichum costaricense
Lineage: Eukaryota; Fungi; Ascomycota; Sordariomycetes; Glomerellales; Glomerellaceae
Exons: 2
Coding region: 1-2229 (742 amino acids)
Biological process (GO): regulation of DNA-templated transcription; DNA-templated transcription
Cellular component (GO): nucleus
Molecular function (GO): zinc ion binding; DNA-binding transcription factor activity, RNA polymerase II-specific; DNA binding
Source: RefSeq, a predicted model, not a curated record